AUGGCAAAACAAACUAAAAUGAUAUUUAUAACAUCAAAUGAAGAUUUAGUUCAUCAAAUAGCUUCAAAACAAGUUGAAGAUACACAUAUUAUUGAUUUAGAUGAUCCUAAACAAGUUACUUCAAUGAUAAAUAAUAAUAGUAUCAAUUGGACUUUUCUUGCUGGUCUAUCAGAACUUGAUUCAAAAAAUGAUCAAAUAUAUAAACGAGCACUCGAUUCACAUCAGGAUGAUCAAGAAAAACAAAGAAAAUUAUUAAGAAAAUCAAUCGAUUUAAUUUGUAAAAUUUGUGGUGAUCGUGCAAUUGGAUUUAAUUACGAUGUUCUUUCUUGUUCAUCAUGUAAAGCAUUUUUUCAUCGUUAUGCUCAUCAAGAUUUGAAAAAAUUAAAAUGUUCUUCUAGAAAUCAAAACCAAUGUAAAAUUGUAAAUGGAGAACGUUCAAAAUGUCAUCGAUGUCGAUUAAAUCGAUGUUUUGCUAUGGGAAUGAGAACAGAUUUUAUUUUAAGUCAAGAAGAAAUACAACGAAGAAAGGGUUUUGAAAAAAAUCCAAAUAUUUCAUCAACAAAUUCAACAUGUAUUUCUCAAACAUUUAAUAAUAAUGAUAAAAAUAUAUUUUCAGAAUCAUUAACAGCGGAAGAUUUGAUUGUUAUUGAUACAAUUCAAUCAGAUUUUUUAUCGAUUUUUCAAAAUCAGUUCGAAGGAUCUAAAGAACUGAUCGAUUUAACUGAUCGUGUUUCUGCAUUAAUCUCUUGGUCAGAAUCGCAUAACAAACUUGCUCUUCUUAUCAUUAAAUAUUGUCGAUUAAUCAAUGAAUUCGAAAAUUUGAAUGCUGAUGAUCGUUUUAUUUUAAUAAAAUAUAAUCUUCUUUCACUUUUUAGUGUUAUUCUAUGUUAUAAUUGUAAAUCCAGAAAUCAAUCCAGUUCAUCCUAUCAAGAAUAUGAUGGAGUAGAAAAUAAACGUCAAUUUUAUAGUGUAUGUGAUCCAUCGAGUGAUAUGUAUACGAAAGUAAUAAAUUUAAUGAUUUCUUCUAUGGAAACACUUAAUCAAGAUUUAGUAUUAGUGUCACUUUUGACGAUUAUUCUUCUAUUCUCUAAAGGUUUAUCAAUGAAUGAAAAUGAACCAUUACUUAACGAUUCUUUAUCUGUAUAUCGAGCUCAAUCUUAUUAUACGAAAAUACUUUGGAAUUAUUUAAUUGAUAAACAAGGUGAAAUGAAAACAUAUAAACAAUUUACUCGUAUGCUUACAGAAAUUUUUCAACGUCAAACAUGUGCUACAAUUUUUCGAGAAUUUAUUAAUAUACAAAUAAAAGCAUCACAAACUAUUGAUCAAAUUACACCACUUAUACAAACUGUUUUACAUAUUUCUUAA
Messenger RNA from Adineta ricciae, 1365 nucleotides. Lineage: Eukaryota; Metazoa; Rotifera; Eurotatoria; Adinetida; Adinetidae. The record is from the annotation of a GenBank genome assembly.